This is a messenger RNA of Plasmodium yoelii, 4122 nucleotides long. Its product is annotated as vacuolar protein sorting-associated protein 3, putative. Gene Ontology annotation, cellular component: membrane; cytoplasm. The record is from RefSeq and is a predicted model, not a curated record. Gene Ontology annotation, biological process: endosomal vesicle fusion; autophagy; vesicle-mediated transport. Lineage: Eukaryota; Apicomplexa; Aconoidasida; Haemosporida; Plasmodiidae. Bases 1 to 4122 code for a protein of 1373 amino acids. The transcript is spliced from 3 exons.
AUGGAACUGUUUAAGGUUGAGGAUGUGAAUUGCCAAUUAAAUUAUGAAAUAACGUUAGGAUGUUCAUAUAAUGAAUAUAUGUUUGUAUGUACUAUAGAUGGAUACAUAUAUCGUUAUAAGAUAUUUCAGAAUAAAGAAAAAAAUAAUAAUAUUGAAUUAACAUAUGUUGAUAGUUGUUUAAUAAAAAAAGAUAAAAAGAUAAAUAAAAUAAUUAUAGUAGAAUGUGAUAAUACAUUUAUAUUAUUAAUCUUAAUUGAUGAUCAUAUCUAUUUUAUAAAAAAUUCAAAUUUUCCAAAUUAUAAAAUAAUUUCAAAAAAUAUAGAUUUAUUUACAAUAAAUGAGAGUAGACGAUUUGAACUAUUAUUAUAUGGACAAAAAAAAAAAAAAUUAUAUUUUUAUAAAUAUGUUGAUAAUAAUUAUAAAUUAUAUAAAGAUAUUCAAUUUUUGGAUAUUUUAACUAGUUUCUUAUGGAUAAAUAAUUCUUUAUUUUUAGCAAUAAAUAAAAAUUACUAUUUACAAAAUUUGUCCAAUAAUAAUGAUAAUAAUAGAGUCCUUUUAUAUUCUCACGAAUUUGAACAAACAUAUAAAUAUAUAACCCUAAUUAAUCUUUGUGAAAUUUUUAUUGUUUGUGAUUUAAAUAUUGGGGUUUUUUAUGAUGUAGAAACAUCUAUGCCUUCAAGAAAAAACACAAUUAUAUUACCAAGCAAUAUAAUUCAAUUAUUGUCAUUUAGAUUUUUUUUAUGUUGCUUAAACUCAAGGGGCGUAUUAAAUUUUUACAACACAAACAAUCAGCAACAUAUACAAACCAUUGAGAUAAACAGUGGAAUAGAAAAUGGAAUAAAAAGCGGAAUAAAAGGCGAAAUAAAAGGCGGAAUAGAAAAUGGAAUAAAAGGCGAAGUAAAAUUAGUGGUUAACUUUUCGAGUAUUGGAGGAAGGAACAUGUUUGGUGAACUAUUUAACUUUGAAAAUAGUUAUGAAAAUAGUUAUGAAAAUCGUUAUGACGGCAUUAGGCAAGAGAAAAAGUCUCCAAAAAAAAUGCUAAAUUUUAAACAAGCAUUUAGCGAAAGUGUUAUCACAAAUGUAAAAGGGAAUACAAAACAAUAUGGAUUAAAUAUUUUAGAUAAUAAAGAUAUAGAAUAUAAUAAUGAUGAAGAAAAAAUGGAAAUGGUAAAACUAUUAUCCAUCUCAGAUGAAAAUAACUAUUUAAAAAAUAGUUUAUACAUUAUUAAUAAUAAUUUUAUAAAUGUAAUUAAAUGUAUAGAAUUAUAUAAAUAUUUACCAAAAUGUAUAGAACAAAAUAAAAUUGAAACUGGAUUUUUAUUAAUAGAAAAUAACAAUUUUGAAAAUGAAAUAGAUAAAAUUAAUAUAUUAAAUGAAUAUAAUAAAGCAUGUGCAUAUUUUUAUUUUAAAAAAUUAAAUUUUUCACUUGCCUUUAUGCUUUUUGAAAAAGUAAAUAUUAAUAUAUUUUUUCUUUUAUCUUUUUGGGCAAAUUAUUUUAAUUCAUCAUUUAAAAAAUAUGAUAAUGAACAAGACAUAUAUUUAUAUUCAAAAAACAAAAUAAAUGACAUUAAAAAUAUAGAAGAAAAUAUUAAUAAACAAUUUAAACAAUUUCUUCCAAUUAUAUCUACUAUUUAUGAAUUAAUUGAACAAGAAUAUCAUCUAUAUUCUCAAAAUGUCACUAAAAGUUAUAUGGACCCACACAUUAAUGAAAAUGAUAAUAAUUUUUUAUCAAAAAAAAAAAUACUUAAUAUUGCUAAUAUUUGCUUAAUCAAAUACUUAUUGAAAAAAAGAGACUUUUUUAUCGAAAAUAAAUAUGACAUCAAAAUUGAUCGAGCCAUUUGGCAAAAUAUAGCAGCCACCCCAAACCAUAGGGAAAGCCCAACGCACCCCAUGCCAACACAGCCCAUGCCAACGCAACCCAUCCCAAAUCAGUCUUUGCCACCCCACCAUUUGUCAUAUAAAUACAUACACAUUGACGAGCUGAUUGAUAAUAUUCUCAUAAAAUUAAUGGUAAGUAGUAAUUAUAAAAAUUUGAGUCCAUUUAUUAUGAAAACGUCAAAUUUAAAUUUGGAUGUAAAUGAGUGUAUAGAAUAUUUAAAGGAAAAUCAAAAGUUCAUCGAAAUUAUUUUAAUUAAUAUACGAUUUCACAAUUUUGAUGUUGCAAUUAAAAUGUGUAUAUCAUUUUUGCAUUAUUAUAAAAUGGUAGAGGAUAGUGACUCUCUUCAACAUGACCAUAGCAAUAUGGAAUAUGAAAAAAAUGGAGAUGAUCAAGAUAUGUGGUGGUGCAAAAUGUUAGACGAAAAAAAAUUUAAAAAUAAUAUCGAACGAAGUAAAGCUUUUCAUUCUAUCCUAAAAGAAAUAUAUAAUGUUCUAAUAAUUUUAAAUAACAAUGUUCAUUUAAUAAAUAUAGAAAAAAGUGGAAUAAAAAAACUUUUUGAAUGCUCAUUUCCAUUUUUAUUAAAAUAUAAUGAAAAAUUAUUUUAUGAUUUUAUUAUAAAUAAUAAUUUGAUUUUACGUCCUCAUGAAAUAUUACUCACAUUUAAAAAAUUACAAGACAUAAAAUUAAAGAAAAAAAUUAAUUACUACAUACAAAAAUAUGUAAUGAAUUAUAUAAAAUAUGAUAAAAAAAAUAAAAAUGUUAAUGCAAUUUUGCUUGAAUUAUAUAUUAACGAUUCAGAAAAACCUGUACAAGUCAGGCAAAAAAAAAUAUUAAAAAUGUUACGCUCCAAUUACCCAAUUGACACAAAUCACAUAAUUCAGAUGAUUGAAAAUAAAAAUUUUAAUUUAGUUACAGCCUUAUUGUAUGGGAGAAUUCAUAAGCAUUAUGAAAGUCUGGAAAUUCUUUGCGAAGAAGAUUUGGGAAUGUGUGAAAAGUAUUGCCAUUAUUAUAGCUUCAUGUUAAAAAAUUUUGUAAAAGGGUUAAAAAAAGAAAAAUACGAAAGUAUAUUUUCUAGUAUAUACAACAAUGAUAAAACUAUAUAUCAAAAAUUGGUUAAUGAGAAAAACUCAAAUAACGAUUUAUCAACAAAUGAUGAAUAUAAGCAAGAUGAUAAAAUAGUGAAGGAGAAGAAGAAUAAUAAAAAAAAAGCAGACAAAAUUAGUGAUUUAUUUAUUAAGGAUAUUAUUAAGGAAUAUCAUAAAUAUAGUUACAUAACAAUGAAUAAAAAUUCUUUGGAAAAAAUAAAAAAAUUAAAUAAUUUAAAUAAAAUAAAUGAUGAAAAUAUACAAAACAAAGAAGAAAAUAUAAAAAAAGAAUAUGAUUAUAUGCUUCAUUUAAUUGGUAAUGAAAAAAACAGUUCUAAUGAUGAUGAUACAACUAAUUAUUAUGAUAAUAACCCAUCUUAUGGUUAUUCUUCCCAAAAUAGUGAAACAAAUAAAUCAACAAAUUAUCAACAUUUCACUGAUAUUGAAAAUGAAAAUACUAGUGAUAACUUAAUUAUAGAUUAUAGUGAUGAAAAUAAUAAUAUAAAAGAACAAGAAUUUGCAAAAAAAAAAAAAAAAAAAAAUGAAAGAGAAAGAGAAAGAGAAAUUUCCAUAAUGGGAAAAAAAUCUCAAAAUUCCAAAUUAAAAAAAAAAAAUGAUAAAUACAAAAAAUUAUUAGGAAAUAUUUCCAAAAAUCGAGAUAUUGAUUUAUUGGAAUAUUUUCAUGUUUAUAAUGAAAACAAAUGUAGAUCAUGUGGUUUUUUCUUUUUAUUUAUUAAAGUGUGUAUGGAUAAAUAUAAAAAUAAAAAUACAUGUGAAACAAAAAAAGAAAUUUAUAAAAAUUAUAUAAUUUAUAUUUUAAAUAAAUAUGCAAAUCAUAAUGAUUUAAAUAAUAUAUAUAUAUUUAAAAUGAUACCGGAAAAUUGGAAAAUAUCAAAAAUAUCAGAUUAUCUAAAUUUUUAUUUGAGAAAAAAAUUAAAUACACGAACUAACCUUGAAAUAUAUCACAAUCUUAUAAAAAGCACCUACUUAAACACCACUUAUAAUAUGAUUAAAAGAAAAGAAGAAAAAAUUAUUAUACAAGAUAAUAUAGUUUGCAAUGUUUGUAAAACUUUUAUUGAAGAAAAGGAAUUUGUUUAUUUCUCAGAAAAUGUUGUACUACAUAUAAAAUGUGUGUGCAAAUAUAAUACUGCCCAAUAG